AUGAGUAAAGCAUCAGAUUUAUUACCACAAAGUGCAGGUUAUGGUGUCUUAGUUGGUGUUGGUGCAUUCUUCGCCUUAUUUAUCAUCAUUGCAACAAAAUUAGCUAAAAAGCAUUUAAAUGAAGAUGCUCAAUCAACAGAAAUGUUCAUGGUUGCUAAUAGAUCCGUGGGGAUUGGUCUAACAGCAUCAUGUGUUUAUUCAAGUUGGACAUGGGCUACAGAAAUUUUAUGGCCUGUUACAAUGGUUUAUCUUUAUGGUGUUCAAGCUGCUUUUUGGUUUGGUGCUGGGUUAGCUAUUCAAAUUACUUUAAUGUCAUUAUUAGGUAUUGAAGCUAAAAAGAAAAUUCCGGCAGGUCAUACAAGUUUAGAAAUUGUUCAAUUAAGAUAUGGUAGAACUGGUCAUAUCUUGUAUACUAUAUUAUGUUUGAUUAAUAACAUUGUCUCUGCAAGUUCAAUGAUUUUAGGUGCUGCUGGUGCUAUUAGUGCUCUUUGUAAUGGAUUACAUAUCGUUGCUUCUACCUUGUUAAUCCCAUUUGGUGUUUUAUUAUAUACCGCCGUUGGUGGGUUAAAAUCAACUUUUUUAACAGAUUAUGUCCAUUCAUUAAUCUUGUUAAUUAUAAUGACAUACAUUUUAACUGCUUCAAUUCAAAGUGAACAUAUUGGUGGUAUUAGUGGAUUAUAUGACAAAUUAGUCACAAAGGAAAAUGCAGGUGAAUUAAGAUAUAUCGAAGGAAACUAUAAAGGUUCUUUCCUUACAGGGAAAUCUCAAGGUGCUUUAUUCUUUGGAUUAAUCCAUUCAAUUGGUGAUAUGGGUCUUACAGUUAUGGAUUCUUCAUUUUGGCAAAAAUCUUUUAGUGCAGAUGUUAAGGCAAGUGUUCCUGGUUAUUUAAUUGCAGGUGGAUUAAUUUAUGCAAAUGUUUGGGCUUUAGGUAUGGUUAUUGGAUUAGGUAAUGUUGUAUUGGAAGAUAGUCCAAUUUUCCCUACUUAUCCAAAUAAAAUGACUGCAUUUGAAGUGAAUUCAGGAUUUGGUUUAAUUUAUACUAUUAAAGCAUUAUUGGGUAAUGGUGCCUUAGGUGGGCUUUUAUUAGUUUUAUAUUUAUCAGUUACUUCAACUUUUAGUGCACAAUUAAUUUCUGUUAGUUCAAUUAUAAGUUUUGAUAUUUAUAGAACUUAUAUCAAACCAAAUGCAAAUAAUAAACAAUUAAUUAAUGUUUCACAUUUAGGUGUGGUGUUUUUUGGGUUUUUCGCUGCUGGUUUUUCAAUAAUGUUACAUUAUGCCGGAGUUGAUAUGACAUGGUUUGGUUAUUUUUAUGCAAUGUUAAAUUGUCCUGGUGUUAUACCAAUGAUUUUUUCAAUUACAUGGAAACAUCAAACUAAAACUGCAUUUAUCGUAAGUCCAAUCUUGGGUAUUAUAGGUGGGUUAGCAGUUUGGUUAGGUACAGCUAAUGCUCUUUAUGGAGAAGUUUCAAUUAAAAGUACCGGUCAACAAUUACCAUGUCUUUAUGGUGGGUUAACUGCAUUAUUCGUUCCAGGUAUUUCCACAAUUAUUAUAAGUUUAAUUAAACCUGCAAAUUAUGAUUGGAAUCAAAUGAAAUCACAAAGUGAAUUAAUUAUUGUUCAAGAUGAUGGAUCUUCAGAUAAUUCAAUUAAAGAAAAAUCUUCAACAACAAAUCAAACAACAACUGAAUCUGGUGAUUUAGAAUCAAUAGAUCCAAAUACGGAUAAAAUCAUUGAAAAAUAUAGAAAAAUUGCAUUAUUUGCUACUAUAUUUGUUUUAUUGAUAACUUGGGUUGUAUGGCCAUUACCUUUAUAUCGUGAUUAUAUUUGGAGUGCAAGUUUUUUCAAAGGUAAUGCAGUUGUUGGGUUUAUUUGGUUGUAUCUUGCUUUAUUAGUCAUUGGUGUUUUCCCAUUAUGGGAUGGUAGACAUGCUUUGACUAAAGUUUUUAGAGGAGUUUUCAAACUUAAUAAAGAUAGAGUACCUACAGAGUAA
Molecule: messenger RNA, 1989 nt
Organism: Hansenula ciferrii
Lineage: Eukaryota; Fungi; Ascomycota; Saccharomycetes; Phaffomycetales; Wickerhamomycetaceae
Product: sodium:solute symporter family protein
Exons: 1
Coding region: 1-1989 (662 amino acids)
Biological process (GO): urea transmembrane transport
Cellular component (GO): plasma membrane
Molecular function (GO): urea transmembrane transporter activity
Source: RefSeq, a predicted model, not a curated record